AAUGAAUAACUAAUCACAGGAUAACACUAAAACAUAAAAUAUGAAGGACUAUAAGGCAUAGCAUAAAUUAGAAGACAGGAAGAAAAGAGUGCAACAAUAUAGAGAAAAAUACCCAGAGAUGACACCAAUGGUUGUUUAAAAGCAUCCAAAAGCCAAGAUAAUGUCAUUAACAAGACCAUAGUAUUUUGUUUAUAAUAAGGUAGAUUCUUGGUCAAUUAAACAGUCAAGUUUUCUGAUUUUAAAACCUAAAUCAGAGCCAAACUUUAAUUAUCGCCUUAAUAAACAUUGUUUUUCUAUUGCGGAAAUAAUAUAAUUUCUGAUGGUAAUUUAUCUAAUUAAAAAUAGAUAUUUCACUUCAAGAAUUAUAUAAUAAAUAUAAAGAUAAAGAAGACGAAUUUCUAUAUUUGAAUUAUUCUGAUUGCGAAGUUUUUGGGAAAUGA
Paramecium pentaurelia is the source of this 440-nucleotide messenger RNA. The record is from the annotation of a GenBank genome assembly. Lineage: Eukaryota; Ciliophora; Oligohymenophorea; Peniculida; Parameciidae.